AUGACCGGCUCUCUGCAGAGAGAGGUGAAAUAUUUCCAGUUUCCUGGAGAGCUCCUGAUGAGGAUGUUAAAGAUGCUCAUUCUUCCCCUCGUCGUCUCCAGUUUGAUGUCGGGGCUGGCAGCCCUGGAUGCCAAGUGUUCCAGCCGCCUGGGCAUCAUGACCGUCUCCUACUACCUGUGGACCACCUUCGUGGCGGUGGUGGUGGGCAUCCUCAUGGUUACCAUCAUCCACCCAGGGGGCGCCGCCCAGAAGGAGGACAACGAGGACAGCGGCAAGCCAAUCAUGAGCUCCGCUGAUGCCCUGCUUGAUCUGAUUCGGUAA
This is a messenger RNA of Oncorhynchus kisutch (coho salmon), 321 nucleotides long. Its product is annotated as excitatory amino acid transporter 5-like. NCBI's taxonomy places the organism in Eukaryota, Metazoa, Chordata, Actinopteri, Salmoniformes, Salmonidae. Bases 1 to 321 code for a protein of 106 amino acids. Gene Ontology annotation, molecular function: neutral L-amino acid transmembrane transporter activity; glutamate:sodium symporter activity; L-glutamate transmembrane transporter activity. The transcript is spliced from 3 exons. Gene Ontology annotation, cellular component: plasma membrane. The record is from RefSeq and is a predicted model, not a curated record. Gene Ontology annotation, biological process: L-glutamate transmembrane transport.